Molecule: messenger RNA, 1069 nt
Organism: Folsomia candida
Lineage: Eukaryota; Metazoa; Arthropoda; Collembola; Entomobryomorpha; Isotomidae
Exons: 2
Coding region: 73-1014 (313 amino acids)
Source: RefSeq, a predicted model, not a curated record
CUGUGUCCAGAAUUUCUACGUGAAGUUGACCUCCUGCCACCUUGUCGUUAGUAAAUAUUACUUGGUUAAAAAAUGCGAAAUUUUUCAAUCCCUAAAUUCUUCAUAAUUUUACCCUGGUUCGUAAUCCCAUGGAAAGUUCACGCCACAAAAGACCACAACCGUCAUAACGAUUCUUCCCUCGUGACUCAUUUAUCCCCCGAAUUACGCAAAACGUUCCCUGGAUGGUCCAAUAACGCUACCCGCCUCUGGCUAACCGAUAUAGUCAUUUCCAUGACAGAUUUUUUCCCUUAUCCUCCCGAGGUGUGGGAAACAUUCAUUUUGCGAGGUUUUCUACCGAAUUCAUUUACAAACUAUCAGGAACACCCACCCCGUUAUUCGAACAAUGAUUCGUCCCCUGGUCAAAAAUUAAGAAGGAAACGAUCUUCUGUUGCGACAGAAGACGGGAGAAUUAAAGUUAUGCAGAUCAUAAUUCCAAUCCCGUACACAAACCUUGACUCUCAAGUGGCCGAGAUGGACAAACCGAACCGAAGAAAUCUUCACAUUUCGUUUGGAUAUGAUCCCCAUGCUGGGCAGUACUGGAUGCACAGGGUCUCCAUUCAAGGAGUGGUGCCAGGAUAUGGAAUUUAUUUUGAGAUGACACCCAAAGGUGUCCGACCAGCGAAGGCGGACGUCGGCAACCAAUCCUAUUGCGCUGAAACGGCCUGGUUUCUUGACCGAAGUUAUGACAACCGCUUUGUAGAGGUCAUUUUUCAAUCUGUAACUGUUCAACUGUUUCCGUAUAAUGAUUUGGAGGAGAUGAGUAACUUAAAAUUUGACCCCACUGAUGUUUGCGCUGCACGUGCCGGAAGUGAAGAUGACGUGGAUGAGGCAAGAAGGUUAUCUUUGCCGUCAGUGCUACUCGUCGUAGGUGGGACGGUAGGGAUUCUGCUCGCGGGAGUCUUCUACCUCCUUGCUGUAUACAAGAAUCGAUGUAAUCAAGAAUCUAAAAACUUGUGUGCUACAAAAUUAUGCUGAUAACCGUGUUAACUAAAUUUAAAUAAAUAAAUGAUAAUUUGGCUAUUAAUAAUCC